CAUGAAACAUACAUCAGUACCAAAACAAAGACAAGAAGAUGGCAUUGUCCAUUCCCACAACCAGCAUGGCCACCACUACCACCACCACCACCGCUGUCAUCUCAUCCAUCCUUCUCCUCCUACUCUUUCUUCCCACCUCUUACUGUUCAGAAAACUACAACUCAGCCAUCCCAGUCUCUGAUAUAGAUCUCUUAGAGUUCCCUUUAAAUUUAGAGUAUUUGGAAGCAGAGUUCUUCUUAUGGGGAUCUUUGGGUUAUGGGUUGGAUAGCAUAGCUCCCAAUCUCACCAUGGGCGGUCCACCACCGGUUGGCACCACCAAGGCCAGACUUGACCCUUUCACGAAGGACGUUAUCCUCCAAUUCGCCUUCCAGGAAGUCGGUCACUUGAGGGCCAUCAAGAACACAGUAAGAGGAUUUCCAAGGCCACUGCUGAAUCUGAGUGCAGAAGCAUUUGGGAAUGUGAUGAAUAGUGCAUUUGGAAGGGCAUUGAAGCCAGCUUUCGAUCCAUAUGCUAAUGAACUAAACUUUCUUCUUGCAUCCUAUGUUAUUCCCUAUGUUGGACUCACUGGAUAUGUUGGUGCAAAUCCAAAACUCCUAAGCCCCAUUUCCAAAAGGUUGUGA
Molecule: messenger RNA, 620 nt
Organism: Camellia sinensis
Lineage: Eukaryota; Viridiplantae; Streptophyta; Magnoliopsida; Ericales; Theaceae
Source: RefSeq, a predicted model, not a curated record